Messenger RNA from Hansenula anomala, 525 nucleotides. Its product is annotated as CoA-binding protein. The transcript has a single exon. The record is from RefSeq and is a predicted model, not a curated record. Lineage: Eukaryota; Fungi; Ascomycota; Saccharomycetes; Phaffomycetales; Wickerhamomycetaceae. The annotation marks the transcript as partial.
CAAUCACAUUCAACAAAAAUGUCAAUGAAAUCAUUCUUCAGUCCUUCAAGAGUCUACGCAGUCAUUGGAGCUACUCCAAAUGAACAAAAAUUUGGGUUUAAAGUGUUUAAUUGGUAUUUAGCUCGUGAUUUACCAGUGAUUCCAAUUCAUCCAUCAGCAACUCACGUUUUACACGUUCCAACAUCUCAAGAUAUUGCAUUAGCCAUAAAUAGAGCAGAUGAGGAAUACCCAAAUAAUGAUGGGAUAAGUAUUUCAUUCAUAACACCUCCUAAAGUCACUGAAAGUGUUUUGAGUGAAUUGGAGGCCAAAAAUUUAGUUAAUAAAGUUAAGGGAGUUUGGUAUCAACCUGGUGCUUAUGAUGAUGAAGUUAUAAGUCUUUCUGAGAAAUUAGGUAUACAGCCAAUUAUUCAAAAUGGUCAUUGUAUCUUGGUGAGUGGUGAUUCUAAUCUAGUCAAAUCAAAUUUGUAAAUUGCUACAAGUGAGUUAAUACUAGGGUCAUUAAAUUGUGUUUGAUUAGUAUACAGA